Messenger RNA from Darwinula stevensoni, 2654 nucleotides. The record is from the annotation of a GenBank genome assembly. NCBI's taxonomy places the organism in Eukaryota, Metazoa, Arthropoda, Ostracoda, Podocopida, Darwinulidae.
AACUUUCACAGGUCCAAACUUUUAGACCUUCAUAGGUUAUGUCUAGCUCUGAGCAUCAACACUUCCCAUACACUUGCCAGUAAGGAGGAUGUUGUCCAGAUUUGGGAGCAAAAAUGAGGUCAAUAAGGGAUACAGGUGCAUGGUUCGACUCUUGGAUGAGAACGAGGAAAUUUUAGAAUGUGACUUCCAGGGCCACCAUAAAGGACAGCAUUUGCUGGAUCAGGUGUGUGACAAAUUGAACUUGCUAGAGAAGGAUUUCUUUGGGCUGCGAUUCAUCGAUGAUGACAAGCAAAGGCAUUGGUUGGAUCCCACAAAGAACAUCCUCAAACAAGUCAAAAGCAUGAACCCUAUUGUAUUCUGCUUCCGAGUCAAGUUCUAUCCCAAAGACCCCCAUAAGCUGAAGGAGGAACUGACUCGCUAUCACCUGUUCCUUCAACUGAAGAGAGAUCUUCUUCAUGGCCGCCUGUAUUGUUCCCUUGGUGAUGCAGCUCUCCUUGGUGCCUACAUUGUGCAGGCGGAAAUGGGUGACUACAAUCCAGAUGAACAUGGGGAAAACCCUGGUUAUAUAUCUGAAUUCAAGAUCCUCCUGAAGCAGACACCUGAACUGGAGGAACAGGUGGCAUAUUUACACCAGACUGAGAUGCGUGGCCAGGUACCAGCCACGGCUGAAGCUCAUUUCCUGCGAAAAGCUUGCCUCCUUGAUACCUAUGGCAUCGAUCCUCAUCCUGUCAAGGAUUCGAGGGGGUGCCAGUUAUACCUGGGCGUAAAUCAUUCAGGGAUCAUGACUUACCAGGCAUCCCGCAAGACCCAUCACUUCAAGUGGAAUGAUAUCCAGAAGCUCAACUAUGAGGGGAAAAUGUUCAUUGUCCAUCUCACCUACAAUGAGAAAAAGCACACUGUGGGUUUCAAGUGUCCUUCAUAUGCUGGAUGUCGGCACCUAUGGAAGUGCACUGUGGAGCAGAGGAUCUUUUUUACGUAUGUUGGAAUCCUCUAUCUUGAACUGGUUGAGUCAAGUUCCCAUGCUCCAAAGGUGGUCACAGGUGGAAGUUUCUUUUCGCGCGGAUCCCGACUUCGUUAUUCAGGUAGAACAGAAAAGGAGCUUUUACAGCAUGCUGCCUCUGUGAACCGAGAUCCUCCUCUUGUGCGCAGAUCUGCAUCAUUUCAUCAUCGGCGGUUGAGCAUACCAGCUGGAGGAUUUUCAUCAGGGGAGGAAUCUGAUGGAGGAUAUCAUCGAGAUGGCCUCCCACUGAACUCCCCAUACUCAAUGAUUCAGAGAGCCAUGGCUCCCCCAAGCAUGGAGAUGAGCCAGAGUGAGAGUUCAUCACGACCCCCGCUGGAACGGGGUUCCUCGUUCCCUGACCGACCUCUUACGAGUGUAGCCGAAUCCUUCGAAUCCCCCCCACGUAGGCCAGCUGUCCCUAACCCUUCCAUUCAUGUGACAGGUGAGAUGACAUCAGAUGAGGAUAUUGGGCUGCGUAUGACAGCUCCAAAGUCAUCUCCAGGUGCUGUCCUGGGGUCAAAGGCCCUGGUCACCCUGGACAAGGCUGCUCUGGUGACAUUCAACUGGAAGAGGAGUUUCCGCCAAUCCCUUCUCCCUGCAUUAGCGCUUGCUCUGGUCUGUGUGGCAGUUGGCACUGUCUUCAUUCUGGAAUCAAACCUGGAGGCCUUGCAGGAAGUUCGCUCAUCAGCUGAAUUCACCAUUCUUCGAGACCAUUACUAUCUCCCCCUCAAGAGUUUCCUUAGCCGGCAAUUGUUUGAGGGCUAAACACAUUCACUCUUUCUUUAGUCGAGCUUAGAGCCCAAGAGCCUUAUGAUCAAUUCAAGUUGAUACCUUCAAAUUCUUACAUUCACUCCUUUGAUUUAUUCCAAUCAGAAGCUACCUAUAAUUAUUUAUAUUGUUGGGAAGUUAUGGAACUUGCCAAAGUUGUUCAUCCAUAUCUGAUUCUUAUCCCAAAUCACACUAUUUACAUUUGGUUUUUUUUUUCUGGGAGAGUCUCUGGUUUGCACUGUAGACCUACAGAGUACAUGGACCCUAUUUCCAAUUUAUGUUGCAGAGGUGGUGCCAUUUAUGAUUCUAUUUAUACCUGUGUUUGAAGUACUCCUUGUGUGAUUGUUAUUGUUUCCCUCCUUGGAUAAUGUGUGAAUUUUCCCCCCAGUUUUUUAGCUUUUGGCCUUUUUGCCCAGAUUUUUCAGAUUUUUUUAAUCUUGUAGGCUCUCAUGGGAUAUAGUCCCUCACAAUCAUCCUUAGUACUCACGGCCUGUGAUAUUUCCGGUUGUAACUCAUCUGCUAUGAUCCUAGGCCAAAGAAACCUUGGCAAAAUGAAUCUUCUUGUGAUAGAAACAGGUAUCAAAUCUGUCAAUCGCAUAUUUCACUCUUGUUAAAGGAGGAAUCUGUAUAGAACUUAUAUUUAUUGUGCUUGUUUCUUUUGUCUGCACGCAGUACAAAAGCACAAAAACUAAAAGUACUGGGAUUUGCACCCUAAUUCACCAAUAUAUGAAUCCUGAACAUCCCCAUGGUUUGCACUAAUGCUCAGUGUGAACCAAUCACAAAUGCAGAAUCUCCUUAUAACCAUAUUGUUAUGUUUAUCUCAACUUUGACUUUCUUGAUGAUGAUGCCCCUGCGUUUGUGGGAGAUCAAUAAAUUAUCACAGUGC